Messenger RNA from Staurois parvus, 336 nucleotides. NCBI's taxonomy places the organism in Eukaryota, Metazoa, Chordata, Amphibia, Anura, Ranidae. The record is from the annotation of a GenBank genome assembly.
CCUGCACUGUGUCCGCAGCCGUCUCUGGUCAUCCCCUGCACUCCGUCUCUGGUCAUCCCCUGCACGGUGUCCGCAGCCGUCUCUGGUCAUCCCCUGCACUGUGUCCGCAGCCGUCUCUGGUCAUCCCCUGCACGGUGUCCGCAGCCGUCUCUGGUCAUCCCCUGCACUGCGUCCGCAGCCGUCUCUGGUCAUCCCCUGCACUGUGUCCGCAGCCGUCUCUGGUCAUCCCCUGCACUGUGUCCGCAGCCCUCUCUGGUCAUCCCCUGCACUGUGUCCGCAGCCGUCUCUGGUCAUCCCCUGCACUGUGUCCGCAGCCGUCUCUGGUCAUCUCCUGCA